AUGUAUUUCACCAACAUCCUUGCCACUCUCCUCUCGGCCCUCCCUAUUACCCUCUCCGCACCUGCAACCGGCAUCCAGGCCCGCUACGACGACCCAUACCAAUGCGGCUACGUCCUCACCAAGCCCAAGAGCAGCGUCUUCGCUGGCCUCUCCGCAUAUUCAUCCUGUACUCCCAUCUACUACAACGAGUCCAUCCCAGGAUAUCAAGAUGCCUACGCCUAUAGUGUAUUCGGAGGAUGUCGCUGCAAUUUCUACGUGAGCGACACUCAGUGUGCUGAGGCUGCGACUCGUCAGUCCUACGAGGGCCCGACACCUGGUGAGCCCGGCCAGGAGCCUUGCUUCGAGGAGCCUAAGCCCAAGUGGUACACUUGCGCUCGGACUGGUUGA
Messenger RNA from Pyrenophora tritici-repentis Pt-1C-BFP, 387 nucleotides. RefSeq names its product Tymo-45kd-70kd multi-domain protein. NCBI's taxonomy places the organism in Eukaryota, Fungi, Ascomycota, Dothideomycetes, Pleosporales, Pleosporaceae. The record is from RefSeq and is a predicted model, not a curated record.